Molecule: messenger RNA, 1104 nt
Organism: Neoarthrinium moseri
Lineage: Eukaryota; Fungi; Ascomycota; Sordariomycetes; Amphisphaeriales; Apiosporaceae
Exons: 4
Coding region: 1-1104 (367 amino acids)
Biological process (GO): branched-chain amino acid metabolic process
Molecular function (GO): branched-chain-amino-acid:2-oxoglutarate transaminase activity
Source: RefSeq, a predicted model, not a curated record
AUGGCCCCUAUCACCCAGAUAACACCACCAAGCCCCAAAGAGGGAAUCGACUGGACAAACGUAUCCGGCCAAUAUCUUCCUCUCAAUGGCCAUAUUGAAGUGCGCUUCCGCGCAUCGACGGGGAAAUGGGACACCCCAACUCUAGUCGAAGGAACCAACAUCUCCGUCUCCGGCCUCAGCCCCGGGCUUAACUAUGGACAGCAGUGCUAUGAGGGCUUGAAAGCGUUCCGGACGGCUUCGGCAGAAACCAAGCAGGAGGAAAUCCACGUCUUUCGUCCUGCGUUCCACGCCGCGCGCAUGACCCGCUCGGCUAUGUCCAUAUGUCUCCCACCUCCUUCCGAAGAGUUGUUCCUCGAGUGCAUUCGGCAGGCCGUUGCCCAGAAUGCCGAAUAUGUUCCCCCAGCCGAUAGCUCUUCCUUCCUCUAUAUCCGGCCGGUCCUUUUCGGUGCAUCAACUGGCCUAUGGGGUCCGUGUGAUGAAGCUAUCUUCGCAGUCUACGUGCAGCCGGCAAACCCACACCACGGAGUUGGAGCAGUUUCUGGCAUUGUUUGCGAAGAGUUCGACAGAUCUGCACCACGAGGUAUGGGCAGCUUCAAAGUUGGUGGAAACUAUGCACCAGUUUGGAGACACGCUGCAAAGGCAAUGAAGCUUGGCUUUGGCAUCAUGCUUCACCUUGACAGCGCAACACAUUCCCUUGUGGAAGAAUUCUCGACAAGUGGGUUUUUAGGCCACAAAAUGACGGUAGAUGGCCAACAUGUGCUGGUCAUACCCGCUUCUGAUAGCGCUAUCGAAAGUGCGACGAGUGACGCCCUCGCAACAAUUGCCAGGCGUCAAGGCUGGAUGGUUGAACAGGCCCAACUCCCCUUUUCCUCAUUAGGGAACCUGGACGAGGUGAUUGCAUGCGGCACAGCGGCCGCGGCAGUUCCUAUCCGCUCUCUUACACGGAUGUCGACCAAUGAGAAAUUUGAGUUUGGUUCCGAUCACAAGAGGUGGAAUUUGAUCCAGUUGGCGGUCACAGUAGAUAGCAUACAGCGAGGGAAGAGUAUUGAUGAGGAACGAUGGUGUUGGACAGUCACAGGAUUUCCAGCACUGAAGUCUUCAUGA